AUGGCAGGGACGAUAACCAUAACGAUAUCCCGGUCGAUACGGAACCUCUUCCUCCUGAUAUUCGCGACCGUCCUUCUCAUAACAUUCUAUCGAUCAGCAACAUCCACCUCUGCUUCAUUAUCCACGUCAUAUCUUUUACCCUCAUCAUGGCAGAAUCCAUCAACAGCAUCUGGAGGGGUAAUACCAGAAGAGAUAGCGAAUCUGAUACCUGCCGAGAGGGAGUUGGCAUUGAAACAGUAUGAAUAUGCCAAUAAUAUGCAGCCGUAUUUCCCACCGAACCCUCAUUGGGGAGGUGGUAGGGAGGAUUAUAAAUUUCACUCGGAUGUGGAAUUGAGGAAAUUGGCUGUUUGUACUGCUACCAACACCUGUAGGGAAAAUCAGACGAACGUGAUCAUCUUGGGAUACAUACACGCACAUUUCCAUAUAUAUGAAGGAUACAUGGGCGGUGAAGGUAUAUGGACACAUUCAUUAGUGGAUACUCUCGAGAAGUGGGGAUACACGCUACUACACGCUAGAGAUGAUUGGCCCUACAUGCACUAUCUCUACAAUCAGAUACCUGACAUGGUCAAGGCUAUUAUCGCUUGGAGGACUGGUCAGUACGGGACUUUCGACGAUCAGGUGAAAACCCAUGGGCGAGGGAAUGGUAUACCCGCCUGGAAGUUCUUUGUCUACAACUACUUCCCAGAUCACUACACCUCAACCGUAGGUGACGCCUGGAACGUGCACUCGGAAUUUGGUUAUUCGAAGAAACCUCGAAAUUUCACAUUUAUUCCAUACGUGGUAGAGCCUGCUACAACGCCACCAUACACUCCAGCUAUUACACGUCCGUACCAAGUAUACAUCCUAGCCAAGUACGUGAGGUACUUCUACCCGGGUGCUCAACCAGCAUGGGAAGAUCGGGGAAUCUUCCUAAGAGCGAAGAACAUUUUGGAAAAAGAAUUCCCAGGUUUCGAAUUCGUCGUCGGAUGUAAAGAUGAUCGAAAUGCCGCUCAACAAAAGGAGAUUCCCAUGGAGGUUCCGGCAGGAGUAAGAAAUCUAGGUCAGAUGGAUAGAUUGGAAUUCGAGAGACAGUUGGCAAAUUCAAGAGCUAUGUUGGGUAUCGGUUGGCCGACUAUUUCGCCUAGUCCUCAUGUUGCUUUGAGUCUGGGCAUACCAUUUAUCAAUCCUUACUCGAUGAAUCCCGGGAGUAAGAAGGACGAUCCUGAAUCAUGGGCUCAAAGUCAACAUCACACUUUGAAAGUGUUACCUCCGCCACAUAUAUAUAAUGUCUUGCGUAAUAACGAAACUGAAUUCGUCGAUGCCAUUCGACAAGCCCUUCUGCAUCCCAUCGAACCAUUCAUUCUACCGAUAAUGACCAGAGAAUAUCACGAGAAACAAAUUUCCGAAUGGUUACAUACCGAUUGGAGGUCAAAGGCAGAAGCGAUUUUAGAAGAUAGGAAAAAAGGUAUAGAAACUCAGAAUGGCAAAGAGGUGAAAUUAUUCGAACUUUAG
Kwoniella botswanensis is the source of this 1491-nucleotide messenger RNA. RefSeq lists its product as uncharacterized. Bases 1 to 1491 code for a protein of 496 amino acids. The transcript is spliced from 10 exons. Gene Ontology annotation, biological process: protein N-linked glycosylation. The record is from RefSeq and is a predicted model, not a curated record. Gene Ontology annotation, molecular function: alpha-1,6-mannosylglycoprotein 6-beta-N-acetylglucosaminyltransferase activity. Lineage: Eukaryota; Fungi; Basidiomycota; Tremellomycetes; Tremellales; Cryptococcaceae.